AUGGCCCCGGGGCCCGGGGCGCUGCCGGUGCCGCUGCUGGUGGCGGCGGCCCGGGAGGCGCUGGGGGCCGGGCCCGGGCCCGGGCGGAGGCGGCGGCUGCCCGCGGCCCGAGCGCUGCAUGCGGCCGGGGAGGUGCUGGCGGUGGCGGCCGGGCUGAAGCCGGCGCUGCUGUGGGACUGCGGGGCCGCGGGCCCGGCCGAGCUGCGGCGCUACCUGGGCAGGCUGCGGGAGGCCGGGCUGGCCCCGGGCCGCCUCCACGUGCUGGGCAUGGGCGGCUCGGCGCUGGUGCUGCGGCCGGGGCCGGCCCUCAGGCGGGUCCGGGCCGUGCUCCGUGCCCGGCCCGCUCCGCUCGUGGAUGUGUCGGCGGGGCGGCGGGGCCCGGAGCUCUGCGCCCCGGCCCGGGCCCGGGCCGUGCACGGCCACCUCGCCGCCCUCCUGGGCCACCUGCGGGACGCCGAGGCCGACGGCGCCGAGCCGGUGACCGCCAGCGAGGUCGUCCCCGGCGACUGGAACCUGUGCACCGUGGCCGGGGUGCUGCUGGGCUACCCCGCCGUGUACACCUUCGCCGAGGGCGCCGAGAACUGCCUGGCGCUGACCCCGCUGAGGGUGUUCACGGCCCAGGCCUCCUGCCCUCGGAUAAAGGAUGGGCUCAGGGUGCAGAUCUACUCCUUCAGCGUGCCGGAUAGCCUCUGUGCGGAGCUCGGGGACGUGCUGGAUGCCUGGUGCGAGGAGCUCAAGGAGGCUUUCAGCGCUCAGAGUGAUUUUGUGGAUCUCUGCAUUUCGAGCGAGGUCGUGUCUCUUCCAGCGGUUGCCUUGUAAAACACGAGCAUACUCAGACAUUUUAGCCGCCUCUCUGCACCAGGGACCGAGACAGGAGAUCCAGCUCCCUGUGUGGGUUGUUCCCUGCAUCUCUCGUGAUCGUUGUGCACUGAAGGCUUAAUUGUGACAGUCACUGCAGGCUGGUGGCAAAACCAAAUACAUGUUCUUUAAAAAAAACGACUAUGGGGACAUAUUCUCCCAGCUGCUCUGCUGCCUCCGUCCUGCCUGCCUGCACAUUGCACCCUGCAAAGUCAGUGUGUAUUUAUUUGCAGUGGGCAGCUGAAGAUUAAUAAAUGAUUUCAACACCA
Messenger RNA from Hirundo rustica (Barn swallow), 1127 nucleotides. It is a transcript of the gene C24H1orf74, whose product is annotated as chromosome 24 C1orf74 homolog. NCBI's taxonomy places the organism in Eukaryota, Metazoa, Chordata, Aves, Passeriformes, Hirundinidae. Bases 1 to 819 code for a protein of 272 amino acids. The record is from RefSeq and is a predicted model, not a curated record. The transcript has a single exon.